Messenger RNA from Chara braunii, 769 nucleotides. The record is from the annotation of a GenBank genome assembly. Lineage: Eukaryota; Viridiplantae; Streptophyta; Charophyceae; Charales; Characeae.
CGGGAGUGGUUUCACCUUUGGCCACAUCUGGCUGUUUUGCAUCUCGCGGGGCUGGCCUCAAGUUUCUCGGCCUGAAGAGGACUGAUGUUACCUGAGCUGGCAGCUGGGAACCAAAGCACCUCUCUGGUUUAUGACAACCUGUGCAAGCUGAGCAGGGCAUCUGCUAAAUUUCAAAAGCCAGCUCGGAAGCCAGAAUCGGCUGACGAGGUAGUUGCGCAAAACGAGGACAAGGACGAGGAAGCAGCAGGCAAACAAGAAGGAGAAGACAACCAAGAAGAGGGAAAAGACAUAGUGGAGCAGUUGUGCAAGCAAGGAUUGAAAGGCAGGUGGGAGGAGGAGGGUAAUAGGAAGACGGAGGGGGAAUUAGAGGCAGUUGACCAAGGAUUGCGAGGGACAGUACAAACAGAAGGCAAAAGUGGUGGCUGGCAAAGGAGCAACACGGCUUCUGCGACCCAGGGGUUGGGUGGUUGUUUGAACCUGUUCCAGGGCUCCAAUUUUGUGAAGAGGGAAAGAUUUAUGGGAGGUGACGGAUGCAGGGCAGCACAGGAAAAGGCCGAUGAGCCAUCACCACGAAGUGCGGAGAUCGAGAGGGUGCAGGCACAGUUGUGGAGAGAGCAGGCAGCAAGGGAAGAGCGCCGGAGAGAGCUGGAGUUCCUGGAACAGAAAGGGGCUAAUGUGGCAAUGCCUAUACAAUUGUGGUCGGCGUGCCUGUGUUGCUAGCAUAUAGGAGCCAUGUAUCAUGUGACAUCUGACUAUGCCAUGCCAUUUG